Messenger RNA from Amoebophrya sp. A120, 5369 nucleotides. Lineage: Eukaryota; Dinophyceae; Syndiniales; Amoebophryaceae. The record is from the annotation of a GenBank genome assembly.
GCGACCACCACCCUGAUAGUUAGUUUCUUAUGACGCACGGUGAUCGUCUAGUGGAGGCAACAGAAGACGGUUGUUUCCCGCUCAAAGUCGCAAAUUUUUACUUUCUUGAUUUACACAAUCACAACAUAAGAAACGUAUACGUAAGCUAACAAACAUCCAAGAAGAUGGCCCGCGGAAAGAAAACCGCUCUCGAGCUGAAGGUCGAAGCUGAACAGAAGAAGCUCGCGCAGCUCAAGGUGGCGGAGCAGGCCGGGCUAUCCGACCUGUACCAGGAGAGCGUCGUAAAACCCGGCCUCGCGCGACUUUUCGCGGAGGACAAAAACCGACCUGGCCGGAGCAGUAAUAUUUCAGCCUCAUCGUCGUCAUUCAGCGGCGCCGCGGCGGGAGGUAGCACCAGCUCUUCAGCGAAGAAAGUUGCAAUCCAGAUUUCUAACGACGUCUUCACGAGCGAAGAUGAGACUGGGAAAACACUCCAGCAGCAGGCCAAGAAUAUUAAGAAUUGUAGCAAAUCUACUGCAGAAGUUGAAGUUCCCGCCGCAGCAGCCCACCUGCUGUCCCCCUCUGCCUCUUCCCGGGGCGGAGUGGUCGCGGCAAAUAAGAAAAUACCUCCAGCCACACCUACGCCGGGACAGGCAGGAGCCUCCAAGAAAGGCAAAAGUGCUCCGGGCUCGAAGGACAAAAAGCAGCCUACUCAAGAGGACGAGGACCAGCAGCCGCCGUCCUCAAAGUCGGGAAACAAGAUGAAGCGCGCAACGAAAAAGAUGGCAAAGGUUACGUGGGCGCCGGACGAAGAGGAGGAGGAGGGGAAGGGCAAGAAGAAGCUCGCAACGCCGAAACGAGCACUGACGCCGGGGGACAAAAAGCGCGGUUAUGAAAAGGAAAGAUCCCCCCUCCCCAUAUCAAAAACGAGAUCUGUGACGCUGGAUUUGCGUACACAAAUCAGAUUUGUAUUGCAGGAAGGCAUUGCGGCCAGAUCCCCAGGCUUGAUAGGGGCGUAUGGGUCUAGUUGUUCAGCAUUGCAAACGGCUAACCUUUAGGCCCAACAGCAUGACAAAUCGCGUCCAUGAUGGGGCGGAAGCCUCUGCCCUUGUCUUCUUGCAAGACAAACGUGAUUUGUGGCCUCAAAUCAGCAACACAAAUUUGCGGAAAGAUACCUUUUCGAUAUGGGGAGGGGGGAUUUUUCCUCUCAAUAGCGGUCUGGGGGCCGUUUUUGACGCCGACGAGCUGGAAACGAUCGCGGAGGAUGAGCGAAAAACCAGUGGGAAAAAGGCAAAGCCAAAAAGGAAGGUAGAUAGGGACUUCUGGCGCACUUCGCCGCACAUGAACGUCGAGCGAAUGAACCAUGUGGUUAUAACAUCAAUAAGGCCAGGGUGUUGAUCAUCCGGUCGAUGUCCUCAUGAUCCCCUGAGCCUGACGAGGAAAGAACAAACGUUGCAUGGUUGCACGAAGAUCAUGCUGGUGCUGGAGUGAUCUUGAUCUCCUGAUCAACUUAUCCAUGCGACAAUUGUUCAAUUCUAAUUUUCAAUUCAAUCAGGCCUCGAAAGACAGUACCGAGGACGACGACGUUUUACAAGGCAGGAGUCGGCAACUUUUGUCUGAGAAGAAAGGCGUCUCUUUCCGGAACUCGAUCGACGUGACGGAAAUUGAGUCGCAGGGAAACGUAUGAACUGCAAAAGUAUCGCACUCGUAUAAAUGCAUUACAAAUUUCCUCAGCGUGAGAAAUUAAAUUUGUAAUGCUGAUCUACCUUAAGAGUAGUGUAGAUUUGUAAUGCAAGACUUGCAUUUAUACGAAUGCGAUACUUUUGCACAGGAUAAAACGCAAGGGCGGUUGUGCGGGGGAGUCACAAGCGGGGCGCAGCGGUGGUCAGCCCUCCCGAAGACGACAAGGUUUUGCUUUUGGUGGUUAUCUCGUCUUUUCGACAUCCAAACAAGUGCACCAUGUGCUUCGAACUCUUCAUUGCAAUAUCACGAAAAUGCUUAGGCUGUAUUAUCAGGAUGUUUUAGUAAAAAAAGCGAAAACUUCCAGUACUUCUUCUACUUCCUCAUACACGUGCGAAGUAUGACACGAUCUCCUGCUGUUCUAUCAACUCUAAAAUCACAACAUCUACAGGACAUCAAUUCAUCUUCGCGCCUCUCUCCCGAGCAAGAUUCCCACCACUCGCCGAAGCGACAAAAAACGAAUAAGAAAGGUGACACUCCGUUGCAAGACUUAGAUUCGAAAAACAAAUCGCCCUUCCGCAAUACCUGGCAUCCGUUUGGCGGCAUGAGGAAGACGACACCCAAGCGGUUCGGAACCCCGCAAGACGCCAUCAAUGAAAACCUGAUCUCUCCCGGGCCACGAUCCGCUGAAGCGGGGAAAACGAAGAUGACGCUGUCAUUCGAUUUGGACGAGGCGGAUGACAAAGACAAUAAACGACGGAAGCUCACUAUCGCAAGAAAAAAGUGUUACAGUUACACAUUGUGUUGCAAGACCGGCAACACAGACAACCUUUCUCAUGCAGGAAAUGCUUGGGAGCCUCGUUUCCUUCCUGUUUUCCCUUAUGAUCUUCGCAUUACAAGUUUUCUCUGCCACACAGAGAAAAUUUGUGAUGCAGAAACAAACUCUAACAAAUGUGUAACUGUAACACUUUUUUCUCGUGAUACUCACCGCAAACCCAGAGGUUCUCGGCGGGCAGUCCGCCGUCGGAAGCUUGGAAGCGCAAAGGCACGCGGACGCGGUGGCGAAAUUGAAAAGCUCGCAACGAAACAGGCUGCUGUCGCCGAACCCGAGAGCUGCAGUGGGGGGAGGUGGUCCUCGGCGGGGGUUACACCUCGAGAUCCGGUCGCCGAAGGCGAAGCCGCUGACGCCGUUAGUGACGGAGGUGGUCCUCGGACAACAAGACGAGGUUUCGAAGAACACAGCGCUCAAUCGACAGUACGUUCCGCCGCAGUUGGAUGACGAGCAGAAAUCUCUGCUUCACCUGUUUCAGUCAAUCGACCGCUUGCUCGCGAUGCGGCAGAUCCGGGGCGGGAGAACGAAAAUUGGAGAUUUACGGAAGGACGCGGAGAAGGACUGCAAUCGGUCGUUGACGGUGUCGCGCUUGCAGCGCAUUCUGUUUGUUGCCAAGGACUUGCUCCGGUCGGAAAGGGUGCCGGCGGUCCCCGCGAACGGGGACGAACGGGUGGAAAUGGUCCACGGGGACGAAAACAUAGUGCUGACCCUAUUCUCUAGAAAUUAACCCUCCCCAUCCACUUUUUGCAUUGCAGCUUAUACAGUGUUAGCGAGAAGUAAGGAAAAGAUAAUAAAAGUGCCCGGGGAUGAAGAUAUACUUGCGAUGUUUUUCGCGGUUCUGACCCUAGAUCUCCUGCGUCCGGAGCUGCUUGCGGCAACGGUGCAAAGGUUUUUGAAGUGGCGCAGUCGGGUAUGCAUGACAAACACAGAGUUUGGAUUUGCGUACAGGUUUUGCAUGACAAACUGAAUGGUCAUGGGGAUGGUAAAUUUUCAAGGAAUAGACGCAGGUGGAAGCCGACGAAGGCUCGGCGGACACCGCAAUUGACGCCGCGACAGACGGGGUGGAGGAAGGUGCGAAUGUUUCGUCGUCCAGUUAUUCGAGCAGUAGCAGCGCACCGAAUUCCAUUCUGAAGAAGACAAGGGCGGCAGCAGCCGCGGAGGCAAAGACGCCGAAAACGCGGCUGUGCGUGGGAAACAUGACGCCCGACGUGCUGUACAGGAGAUGGAGAACAGUGUCUGAGCGGUAUUUAAUCAUUGAUUUUUGGUGUCGCGCAUAACGAAAAUGCAUGUAGUACCUAUGGGUUAAAUGCGCUCGUCUCUCGUGUAUGGUGUCGAAACUUCUUCGAAUUUCAUCCACGUCUAACUAUCACGACAGUCUCGGCAAAUUCGGCCUGAACAAAGACAUUCCGCAUGCGAAGCUGCCCGAACUCGCUGGACCAGAGCUUCCGAAACAGACAUCCAAGGCGGCCGGCGGUGCGCCCAUUACCCCAGAUCCGAAGAAAGGCGCAUGGAAAGUCUCCAGCGCUAGCGGAAAGAAACUGAGUAUCUCGGAGAAAGCGAAGCACAAGGGGAAGGUACUAAAGAACUUGUCACUCGUAGGUCUGCUUUUUUGUGAAGACGCACCAUGAGAUCAACAUCCAUGAGUUUGAAUAGCUGCAGUGAACAAGAAACAGGAAGAUACCCGAGCCUGCAUUUGAUCACCACAGAUCGCCAAUCGCGUGAAGAAGCUGACUGCGGAAAAGGAAAAAUUGGCGAAAGAGUCUGACCGACUCGCGAGGCUUCUGGAAAUCCUUCCCCUCAUCCAAAUCAGCUUUGACCAACGGCAGCGACCAACUUUUGUCCCGCACAACGAGCUGGUGAAGGAUAUGGCGAUGUCAACGUUCUCAACAAAAAAAAAACCCAAAAAAUUUGAACUCGGUACUGGAGUUGGAGUAGAAGAUAAAACUAUUUUAAUUUUUGUAUUUUUUUAUGGGUACCUAUUUUGACUUUCAGAUUCAGAGUUGCAUGCUACUUGAAGGAGCGCGUGCACUAGAUAUAUCAUUCAAAUAGCUAGCUCCCCGCUCCGCCGAGCAAGCUGUUGCUCUUGGAUGAUCUCUGAACACUGACGAACACGAACGACGCCACUCGCAUCGAAAAUGCCACCUCGACCCUCUGGAGGGCGGGUUGAAAAAGUUGUAAAUCGAGGCGCUUCAUUAUUUUUAGUGUCUGAGAACGUUGCUAAUCCACUAACUGAGUCUGGAAGUAUUGCGCGAGGGGCCAAACGCAUCAAACUAGCUAUCUCACGCGACCACUUUGGCGACCCCUUCGGAGAGGUCUCGUCCCGAGGUACUGCGCUGGUUACUGAAAAAAUUUUGAGAGUCCUUUGUCUGAGAACGUUGACACGCCGGCAUAAAGGAGAUCACGCGGAACAACAAGUCUGACUUUUCCGUCAACACAAUCGCGGACGUGCUGGUGGAAUUUUCAAAGGAAGUUCCCGAAUGGCUUUCCAUCCGGGUAUCGAAGUUCGACGAAGAUGCGAAAUUCAUCCACUUGAAACACGAUUUCAACACGGAUAUUUGGCGGAAGCAGUGCGGAGACCUGCGGGACUUGAAGAGGAACAGAAUGACCUUUAUUGAGCGGGAAAUUCAAGAUCUGUAUGUGAUGCCGGCGAAGUAAACACUAUGUUUUUUAUGGCAGAUGAAAUAGAUGAAAUUUCAUCUGGUCGUGACGAAGAAGCCUACUAGCGGGGCGUUCAGAGAAAAACACGAUGGUGCAGAGAACCACCACACUUGUGAAGACAAGAGCUUCACGUUCUGCUGGUAUUGGGGUGCUGCAAUUAGAGCCACAACAAGAUGAUCUUCAGUGCAACCUCUGGCGCUGCAGUUUCUCGCGCCGCUAC